UGUAUUUUCCGGGGGGACCUCUCAGAGCCGAUCAUGGCGACGCUCGGCGGUAGUCGCGGGGAUCGUCUCGGCAAUUCUAACCAACACAAGACUUCUCUUGCUUCUCCAGAGAAAGUCCGUGAACUUCUUAACGAGGGAGUAUCUGCAGGAGACAACGCUUCCAACAGUGGACAAGGAGAUCUGAAAGUUCUUGAAGUGAAAAACGGCGCUCAAGCCCCUUGCGAGGCAACAAACAAAGAGGCUUUUUUCUCAAGAGUGGAGUCAUAUUCAUGUUUGAAAUGGGCCGGCAAACCCCGCAUCCUGUCCCCUCUGAUGUGCGCCCGAUACGGCUGGAUCAACGUCGGCUGUGAUAUGCUCAAGUGCUCCAGCUGCCAGGCUUUCCUUUGUGCAACACUACAACCGGCUCUCGACUUCGAAAAAUACGAAACCCGCAUUGCAGAGAUAUCCAGGCAGCUUCGCACACAACAUGAAAAGUUUUGUCCUUGGCCUGACUUUCCGUGUCCAGAGCGGUUCUGGCUGGUUCCAGCGUGUGAACCAUCAACACUCCUUAAUGCCUUUUUGGAGCGCUUCCAGAGCGCCUGUCACCUUGCACAUCAGCUGCCAGCCAUGAAGCCAGAGCAGCUGAAGUCCAUGUCUUUGACAGAGGAUGUUAUCAGUGCUAUACUGCAGCUGAUUGAGGACGAACAAAAAAGAAAGGGGGGGAACCCUUGUUCUGAGCCGUUGGCUGUCCAGGUGGCUGCAUGUAUUGUUUCUCUCUGUGGUUGGGCGGCAAGCCCAGCCCUGCACGCCAUGAGUCUGCCCAUCCUCAUCUGCUCCUACUGUAUGCGCAAGGUGGGUUUGUGGAACUUCCACCAAAUGGAGGGAAUGGGAGGCGAAGGAGAUGUCUUGCCAAACACCGCAGGACAGUCUGUUCAAGCAGCAAGUCCUGGUACAACACCAACCCUUGAGGGACAGGGAGAUUCUACACCCGCCUCUCCCAACCCUGCUACAACUCCGUGCCGCAUGAAGCUUAGGAGCCAGGACUCCACUCGCUCUGACCAGGGUGAGGGCACCUCUUUCGUGGCCUUGCGUGCCCGAAGCAGAGACUCACCCAGCCCUAGUGAAGAGCUGCUGAGCCCUUUAACCAGGGGCAAGAGGCCUGCAACCCGCAGCAGAGGACAGGGAGACGGCUCUGGAACUGACAGCCUACACUCUCCCAAACGGCUGUGCUUCACAUCAGCUGGUGGUCCUGAUGGGCCCCUGCACAGAAAUACAUUCGACCCCCUCGGUCAGCACAGGGACUGGUGUCCCUGGAUCUCUGUGGGAAAGGAGAAUGAAGACCCAGGGGCUGUCCCCCUUUCGGAUGGGGGCUCAACACUUCAUCAGCAGGGCUGGAAGAGUGCUCUCGACCUCAUCAUGCCCCAAAAGAAGAUCUCUAAUAUAGAAGGAGACAGUCCAGCACAGGGCCCUCGUGACAAAUCAAAAAGGGUGUUUGCUAUAUUCCGCCAGUGGCAGGUAUCCUCCUCUGCAUCUCAGUAGACCUACCAACACCACUGCAACACGGAAUUGAUGAAUCCUCACUCUCCUUUUGUAGUACAGAAUCCACCUGACCAGUGACAGGAGUGUCAUAUAUUUUUAAUGUAUGCCAUCCCUUGAAGUUGUGUUUACAGUCAAAGUGUUCAUUGUCUUCAGACAUAUGAAUGAGUGUCUCCUCUGUGAACAGUGAAGAAUGUGAAGGAUACCCGUGGGUUUUUGAAACACACACAAGUGGUCUUCAAAAACAAAAGAAUACAUCUUAGUAUUUAAGUAGACCAUAGGUAAGGCAUGAGUACUAUUAUACAUGAAGUCUCCUAGCCCUCAGUGGCGCCAUCAUGGUCUGGAUUUCUGUGGAAUACAAGAUGCAGUCAAUCCUUUUUAAAAAGGGACUAAUGGCUCUACACUGGAAAGAUAAUGUUUACUUUCUCUUUAUGUUGUUGGGUCAUUUACAGUAGUGGUACACAUUAACCUCAGAUAAACAAAAACUGUGAGGAUGUCCUUUUUCAUGUGGUUACUGUUUUGCUUAAAAAUGAGACAGAUGUGAGUUAUUUUAAGGGAACACAAUCCUCUUGGAGUAGGUAGGAGUAAAAUCCUGAUUGUUACAGCCAAGUACAACUAUGUGCCACAAAUUUCACACCUGUUCUCAUUUCAUCCAGGAUGCCUGAACUUCCUUUUUGCCUUCCUGUGACAUCUCAUUGCUAGUGCAGUUCUCACUAUCCUGCAUGUGCUUUUAUUUUAAUUGACUUUCCUGAAGGAAUAAAAUACUCUUCUCAA
Mugil cephalus (flathead mullet) is the source of this 2289-nucleotide messenger RNA. RefSeq names its product zinc finger, C3HC-type containing 1 (gene zc3hc1). The transcript is spliced from 10 exons. Gene Ontology annotation, molecular function: zinc ion binding. Lineage: Eukaryota; Metazoa; Chordata; Actinopteri; Mugiliformes; Mugilidae. Bases 34 to 1518 code for a protein of 494 amino acids. The record is from RefSeq and is a predicted model, not a curated record. Gene Ontology annotation, cellular component: nucleus.